Molecule: messenger RNA, 402 nt
Organism: Racocetra persica
Lineage: Eukaryota; Fungi; Glomeromycota; Glomeromycetes; Diversisporales; Gigasporaceae
Source: the annotation of a GenBank genome assembly
AUGGUCGUCCAAACAGGAAACCGCCUUUCAGGCCUUAAAAGAAAAGCUCACCACGGCCCCGUCCUUGCCUACCCUAAUUUUUCACAAGAGUUUUUGCUUUUCACGGAUGCUUCGGGAAUCGCUCUUGGCGCAAUUCUUUUCCAGAGAGAUUUGCAAGGAAGAGAAAGGGUCAUUUCUUAUGCUAGUCGUAGCAUGUCAUCCGCCGAGCGCAACUAUUCAGUGACUGAACAAGAGUGUCUGGCCGUCGUAUGGUCUCUACAUAAUGGACGUCUUGCUCGCUGGAUUUUGGCCCUGCAGGAAUAUACCUUCACCGUCGUUUACCGUGCCAGAAAAUCUCAUUCUAACGCUGACAGUUUAUCCCGUAUUGCUGAAUCUUCUACUACAAAGCCUGCUGAUUUUUGA